Molecule: messenger RNA, 1391 nt
Organism: Sus scrofa (pig)
Lineage: Eukaryota; Metazoa; Chordata; Mammalia; Artiodactyla; Suidae
Gene: METTL22
Product: methyltransferase 22, Kin17 lysine
Biological process (GO): protein methylation
Cellular component (GO): nucleus
Molecular function (GO): protein methyltransferase activity
Source: RefSeq, a predicted model, not a curated record
UUAGGGGGUGGGGCCGCGCCUGCGCAGGCCGCCCCUCAUGGCGGCUGCCUGGGCACAGUGGUGAGUGGAUCGGGUGGAACUUCAGGCUGCGGCCAGCCGCAGGUGCUGCUGCCCCGUGGUUAAUGUGGCGCCUGGGCCAUGGUCGCCGGCUCCCACCCCCACCAUGGACAAGAUCACCUUCAAAAGCGACACCGUGCUGUCAGACGUCCACCUCUACACCCCGAACCAGAGACACCUCAUGGUGCGGCUGAACGGCAUGGGGCAGCCCGUUUUCCUGUCCCAGUUUAAGCUUCUUUGGAACCAAGACUGCGAUGCAGACUCAGGGGCCGAAGGUGGUGAUCACAGAGCUGAUCCAGCGGAGGUGACUUCUCCCACCGGGUCGCCUCCGGGAAGUGGCUGCAGCAGUGAGGGCGCGGACGCCACCUGCCAGGAGGGGGCGGGAGCUCAACUGGACGAGGAUGGGGAUUUGGACGUAGUGCGGAGACCUCAGGCCGCCUCUGCCUCUGAGCCCUCGGGGCCUCCGAGAGACAAGGUACAUCCCAUGAUUCUAAGCCAGGAGGAGGACGACGUCCUGGGAGACGAGGCGAGAGAGAGCAGCGCCUGUGAUGUCAUCAAAAUAGAGCACACCAUGGCCACCCCACUGGAGGAUGUUGGCAAGCAGGUGUGGCGGGGCGCCCUGCUCCUGGCGGACUACAUCCUGUUCCGGCGGGACCUCUUCCAGGGGCGCACCGUGCUGGAGCUGGGGGCAGGCACGGGCCUCACCAGCAUCAUCGCGGCCACCGUGGCGCGGACUGUUUAUUGUACAGACGUCGGUGCCGAUCUCUUGGCCAUGUGCCAGCGAAACAUUGCCCUCAACAGCCACCUGACUGCCACUGGAGGCGGUGUGGUUAAGGUCAAGGAACUGGACUGGCUGAAAGACGACCUCUGCACUGAUCCCGAGGUCCCCUUCAGCUGGUCGGAAGAGGACGUCUCCGACCUGUACGGCCACACCACCGUUCUGCUCGCGGCCGAAGUGUUUUACGAUGACGACUUAACAGACGCUGUGUUUAAAACCCUCUCCCGGCUGGCUCACAGGCUGAAGAAUGCCUGCAUGGCCGUCCUCUCCGUGGAGAAGAGGCUCAACUUCACGCUGCGGCACCUGGACGUCACGUGCGAGGCCUACGACCACUUCCGCUCCUGCCUGCGGAGGCUGGAGAAGCUGGCUGACGGUCGCCUGCGCUUCUCGGUGGAGCCGGUGGACGCCUCCUUCCCGCAGCACCUGGUCUACGAGCGCAUCCAGCAGCUGGAGCUCUGGAAGGUCUUUGUGGAACCGGUAACGGGACCCGUCGCAUCUGCAAGUAUGGCUUUUUGACUGUUCUUGGAUGUUUCUAAUAAAAUCGAAAGCUCACAAA